ACGAUGAUGUCAUCAUUCCAGUUGUGUAGCCGGAAGUAUUGAGGGAACAAAUUGAAAACACGGAAAAGAAGUGAAGAAAUUGACUAAACACAAACAGAGCCGUGACAACGGUUUUCUUUACUACGUUACAGACGGACGAAAGCUACAAAUAUGUCAAAUUUGGACAAGCAUCUCUUCAACCUCAAGUUUGCUGCCAAAGAGUUGCAACGAAGUUCACAGAAAUGUGACAAAGAGGAAAAGGCGGAGAAGGCCAAAGUGAAGAAGGCCGUUCAAAAAGGAAAUGUGGAAGUCGCGCGGAUACACGCCGAAAACGCCAUCCGGCAAAAAAACCAGUCCAUCAACUUCCUGAGGAUGAGCGCACGGGUGGACGCGGUGGGGGCCAGGGUACAGACUGCUGUCACCAUGAACAAGGUCACAAAGUCGAUGGCUGGAGUGGUGAAGGGCAUGGAUGCGGCCUUGAAGAGUAUGAACCUGGAGAAGAUCUCAGCGCUGAUGGACAAAUUCGAGCACCAGUUUGAGACUCUGGAUGUGCAGACCGCACAAAUGGAGGACUCGAUGAGCAGCACAACUACACUCACCACCCCACAGAACCAAGUGGACACGCUGAUGCACGAGAUGGCAGACGAAGCUGGGCUGGACCUGAACUUGGAGCUGCCUCACGGCCAGAUGGGAUCGGUGGGGACCAGCGUGGCGUCUGCAGAGCAGGAUGAGCUGUCCCACAGACUGGCCAAGCUGCGGGACCAGAUGUGAGGACUGUGAGCGAGUGGGCGUCGUGUGGCUGAAGCGAGGAGUUCUGGGUCACGCACACAGUGACCGGCCCCGGGACGCAGAUUACCCAUCUUUCUGUCUGUCUGUCUGUCUGUCUUUCUCUCUGCCCCUCCUCCACCCUCCUCCCCUUCCCCCCUCAAAUUUCUGCCAAAUUUCUCCAGUGAUGAAGAUGAGUUCUGUUCUGUGAUCAUUCUCUCAUUGCUGGAGGGGCGAUCGAGACCCUAGUAGUUUGUUAUAGAGUGCCCUGUUUUCGUGCCACAAGGCGCAGGCCUACAAGGAAUGCCAAAAUCCGCUCGGUUGUGGAAAAAAACCUAUGUAUGCACAUAAAUGUACAGGUGUGCGUGGGACGGGUGCCAUCGCUGCUGUCUGUCUGUUCUGUUUGUUUUUGUUGUCCCCGUACGCUGCCUGCCUUUGACAGUAGAGUCCUGUGGAGUGGCGAUGUUUCUGGGCUCAGGGGACACACUCCGCCGACUCUACAGUACGAGUAACGAGAAAGCUUUUUUUGGAAGAGACAGGCGUCGUCAUGACGGCCGUGAGGAAUAGCCUGAAGGGCGCUACAGGCCCAGUCCCUCCACGUCAGACCGUUCAGCGCUGCGUUCCCGACGGCUGCGAUCCUCCACGUCCGCGAAAGCCAAACGUUUACUCGUAGGAAAAAAAAAUUUUACACUGACAUUUAUGUUUUGAUGUUUAAAAAGAUCGUUUGAUAUUUAUAUUCUUUUCCCUUUUCUCUUUGGGUGAUUGUGGGAUUUUUUUGUAAAAAAAAAAACAAAACUGGGUCUCUGUCAGCAGUUUGAUAUUAUUCACAGUAUCCCAGCAGCGUUUGUUUCACAGACUAAAUAUUCUAAAUAUUUUUUAAUGUUGGUUGUAGGUACUGGACAUGCCAAUAAGCAUUUUCAUCUUUUUCACCUUUAUCAAAGAGAUGUAUUAAACAUCAAGAAACUAAUUAUUUACAUUUUCAUAAAAACCUAAAUAAAAAAGAAACAUUUUCUGCA
Anguilla rostrata (American eel) is the source of this 1760-nucleotide messenger RNA. Its product is annotated as charged multivesicular body protein 1b-like. Gene Ontology annotation, biological process: protein transport; late endosome to vacuole transport; endosome transport via multivesicular body sorting pathway. The record is from RefSeq and is a predicted model, not a curated record. The coding region runs from base 151 to 750 and encodes 199 amino acids. The transcript has 8 exons. Gene Ontology annotation, cellular component: ESCRT III complex; multivesicular body. NCBI's taxonomy places the organism in Eukaryota, Metazoa, Chordata, Actinopteri, Anguilliformes, Anguillidae.